GCAUGCGUACUGACGGCGGGGAGAACCCGACCCCUCCUCCUCUUCUCUCCAGCCAGCUGCCACCCUGUUGCCAAGCAACCGUGUAAUCAGUGUAACCAGGAGCACCGGCGCCGCUAUCAAACAAUGCUGAAGGGCUGCGGUUCCAGAUUCGACGGCAGGACGCAGGCGAUGAUGGCUGGAUUGCUGCAGGAUCGCAUCGUCCGGAGGAUUUCACAGACUCAGCAUUCCGUCACACCCUCACCGUCCACACGGAGCGCGCACACACACACACUCGCGCAACGCACUAACGAGCAGGAGCUCACGCGGGGCUUGUGCCAGCCUCCGCCCAAACCUGCUCAGGGUCUGGUAGCCACUCCGAGCAGCAGAAGACGGCUGAGCGCAGAUGAGUGGAUGCAGGUGAACGGAAACUGCGCUCGGCCCUGCGUCAUCUGCAACGAGGAGUUCCGCCUCCAGCCACAGGCAUGUUUGAGGAAGUGUCAGCUCUCCUCUGGAAGGAAGUUUUGUCCUCAGUGCAGGACGGCGCAGUACGAGACCCGAGUGAUAUAUGACGGGGUGAGACUCUACAGGGAGAAGUGCGCUCUCAGGAUUCAGGCGUGGUGGCGAGGCUGCGUCACACGGAGGUGGUACCGAGACAUGAGGAAAAUAGUGCCAACAAACGGCCUGCAAUUCCACUGCAGGUUCUUUGCGGAGAAGGAGCUGAAGGAGAACAUGCUGCAGACACUCCACAUCGACCUCGACACGUUCCUGCAGGACAUGGACGUGAACAUCGCCCACUUCAGACACGUCAUGCAGCAGUUCAGCUGCCACAUCGGCACGUUCAGGGACAUGGAGGACGAGUGGAGCGAGACUCAGGAGAAGGCUCUCCGGCGGGACACGCACGACUGUCCGAUCUGUCUGAGUCCUCUGAGAAGCGCUGAGGUCGUCCUGCUUUCCUGCUCCCAUCUGCUCCAUCAGUCCUGCCUGAGAGAGUCGGAGCUGGCGUGCCAGGAUCGCGACGCCACCUGCCCCCUCUGCCGCAGUCAAUACGUCUCUGUACCCGUCCCAGACUCCGCCCUUUUAGCAUACCACACAAGGUAUGGCUCUUAGUCCGAGUUAAUACAGGAACGAGAACAAACCGCAAACAAACCCGCAUUAAUCAAAUACCACAGAGUUCAGUUAAUUAGAUCAAACACCAAUUAGUUUGGGAUUUAAAUGUAAUUGGUUCGUGCACUUAAGUAGCUUUUUUUGUGCCUCUGUGUUUUACUGAAGUAACUUUACCCUCAGUCAAAUAUCUUACUUUUUAAUGAACUACGUUUUGUGAAA
Messenger RNA from Silurus meridionalis, 1302 nucleotides. RefSeq names its product ring finger protein 32 (gene rnf32). Lineage: Eukaryota; Metazoa; Chordata; Actinopteri; Siluriformes; Siluridae. Bases 124 to 1086 code for a protein of 320 amino acids. The transcript has 7 exons. The record is from RefSeq and is a predicted model, not a curated record. Gene Ontology annotation, molecular function: protein binding.